CGGCGGCGGCGGCGGCGAAGGGCCCUGGCAGCUGCGCGGGGACAGGAGGCGUGGGAGAAGAGCUCCGUGUUUCUAUCCAACAAGUCAACGUUGCAUCAUCAAGGGAAAAGGAAGGUGUGUUGGAGCUGAUAAAGGGCGGAGAUGGUUAAUUCUAAAGGAAAGAUGACUGACUCAGAUCCUGUAUCCGAUCAUCUGUUACUAAAUGGACUUGCGGAUAAGGCAGAGAAAAAUCAGGAAAUGGGACUCGAGAAGAGCCUAUGUAGCCAGUAUGAGGAGAAAGUGCGCCCUUGCAUUGACCUCAUCGACUCCCUUCGUGCCCUGGGCGUGGAGCAGGACCUGGCCCUGCCCGCCAUCGCUGUCAUCGGAGACCAGAGCUCGGGCAAGAGCUCAGUGCUGGAGGCCCUGUCAGGGGUCGCCCUUCCCAGAGGCAGCGGUAUUGUCACAAGGUGUCCUCUGGUGCUGAAGCUGAAGAAGCUCAUGAAUGAGGAUGAAUGGAGAGGCAAAGUCAGCUACCAGGACUUCGAGACGGAGAUUUCAGACCCUUCGGAGGUGGAGGAGGCAAUCAAUACAGCCCAGAAUGCCAUCGCUGGGGAAGGACUGGGGAUCAGUCAUGAGCUAAUCAACCUGGAGGUCAGCUCCCCUCACGUCCCGGAUCUGACCCUGAUAGACCUCCCCGGCAUCACCAGGGUGGCUGUGGGCAAUCAGCCGGCCGACAUCGGACGCCAGACCAAGCAACUCAUCAGGAAGUACAUCGUUAAGCAGGAGACAAUCAACCUGGUGGUGGUCCCUUGCAAUGUGGACAUCGCCACCACAGAGGCCCUGAGCAUGGCUCAGGAGGUGGACCCCGAUGGAGACAGGACCAUAGGCAUCUUGACAAAGCCUGACCUGGUGGACAGAGGCACCGAGGACAAGGUGGUCGACGUGGCACAAAACCUCGUGUGUCACCUGAAGAAGGGCUACAUGGUCGUCAAGUGCCGGGGCCAGCAGGACAUCCAGGACCAGCUGAGCCUGGCCGAGGCUCUGGAGAAAGAGAGAGUCUUCUUUGAGGACCACCCACAUUUCAGGGUUCUUCUGGAGGAAGGAAGGGCCACCGUGCCCUGUCUGGCGGACAGACUGACCACUGAACUCAUCAUGCACAUCUGCAAAUCUCUGCCCCUGUUAGAGAAUCAAAUAAAGGAGAAUCAUGAGAAAAUAACAGAGGAAUUACAAAAGUAUGGCUCAGAUGUACCAGAAGACGAACACGAAAAAAUGUUUUUUCUGAUAGAUAAAAUCAAUGCGUUUAAUCAUGACAUCACCUCUUUAAUACAAGGGGAGGAGUCUGUGGGGGAGGGUGAGAGUCGGCUGUUCACCAAAAUCAGACAUGAAUUCCACAAGUGGAGCAUCGUGAUUGAAAAGAAGUUCCAGAAAGGGUACAAAGCGAUAUAUAAAGAAAUUGAGAAAUUUGAAAAUCGGUAUCGUGGCAGAGAGCUGCCGGGAUUUGUCAAUUACAAGACGUUUGAGAUUAUUAUCAAACAGCAAAUCAGAGAGCUGGAGGAGCCGGCUGUCGACAUGCUACGCACGGUAACUGAUAUGGUCCAGCUUGCCUUUGUAAAUAUUUCGAAAGGAAACUUUGAUGAAUUUUUCAACCUCUACAGAACAACCAAGUCCAAAAUCGAAGACAUUAAGUUUGAACUGGAAAACGAAGCGGAGAAGUCGAUCCGACUUCACUUCCAAAUGGAGCAGAUUGUCUACUGUCAGGACCAGAUCUACCAGCGGGCACUCCAGAGGGUCAGGGAGAGGGUUUCGGAGGAUGAGAAGAGGAAUAAAAAAAUAAACAGUCCGAUCUCUGAAGAAGUUUCUUCAGGGAACGUCUCCUUGUGUGAAAUCUUGGAGCACCUGCUGGCCUACCGCCAGGAGGCCGCCAACCGUAUCGCCAGCCACAUCCCCCUGAUCAUCCAGUACUUCAUCCUGCAAGUGUACGGCCAGCGGCUGCAGAAGAAUAUGCUGCAGCUGCUGCAGGACAAGGAGACCUACAGCUGGCUCCUGAAGGAGCGCAGCGACACCAGCGACAAGAGGAAGUUCCUGAAGGAGCGGCUCGCACGGCUGGCCCAGGCUCGGCGCCGCCUGGCCAAGUUCCCCGGUUAAGUCCAGCUGCCUGUCCCGCCCGCAUCUCCAGGACCCGCCCCCCAGCCCCGCCCCCAGCCGCCGGACGCGUGGGGGAGCCCCGCCCUCAGCCCCGCCCCAGCCCCGGAAGCGUUGGAGGGGGUGAACCCGCCCUCAGCCCCGCCCCAGCCCCUGACGCGUGGGAGGACCCGCUCUCAGCCCCGCCCCCAGCCCCCCGGACGCGUGGGGGGGAGCCCCGCCCUCAGCCCCGGACACGUGGGAGGGAGCCCCGCCCCAGCCCCGGACGCGUGGGAAGACCCGCUCUCAGCCCCGCCCCCAGCUCCCGGACACGUGGGGGAGCCCCGCCCCCAGCCCCGGACGCGUGGGAGGACCCGCUCUCAGCUCCGCCCCCAGCCCCCAGAGGCUUGGGGGGAGCCCCGCCCUCAGCCCCCGGACACGUGGGAGGACCCGCUCUCAGCCCCGUCCCCAGCCCCGCCCCCAGCCCUCGGACGCGUGGGGGGGAGCCCCGCCCUCAGCCCCGGACACGUGGGAGGACCCGCUCUCAGCCCCGCCCUCAGCCCCCAGACGCGUGGGGGGGGAGCCCCGCCCCAGCCCCGGACGCGUGGGAAGACCCGCUCUCAGCCCCGCCCCCAUCCCCGGGCGCGUGGAGGGGCCCGCCCUCAGCUCCGCUCUCUCCCCGCUGGCCCAUUUCAUAGGCCCGAGGAGUUACUAGCCGGUCUUUCCUGGCACCGUCUGUGGUCUGUGCUUGUCCCUCGAGGGCAGGGACCUGGUGAGAAGACUUAGGUCAGGAUUAAGACGAACGAGAGUUAGACUGGGUGGACGCCGCCGCCUCCCUGGUUAGGAGAAACCAGUUUCCACCUGGGGACUGUCCCUCCGGACCCCUCUCCCUCUCCCGCCGGAGACCAGCGCAUGGGGAGCACCCUGGAAGGCCUAGUUCCUGCUCUGCGCCACUUCCUACCACGCGCCUGAUGUUCCUGGAGCAUUGGUGCUGUGUGCGUGUGCCUAGAGGCUGCAUUUCGCUGAUGGGUAAUAAACCCGUUUCCACCGAC
Molecule: messenger RNA, 3152 nt
Organism: Neofelis nebulosa (Clouded leopard)
Lineage: Eukaryota; Metazoa; Chordata; Mammalia; Carnivora; Felidae
Gene: MX1
Product: MX dynamin like GTPase 1
Exons: 15
Coding region: 142-2124 (660 amino acids)
Biological process (GO): defense response to virus
Cellular component (GO): membrane; nucleus; microtubule
Molecular function (GO): GTP binding; GTPase activity; microtubule binding
Source: RefSeq, a predicted model, not a curated record